AUGUUACCUGAUCAGAGAGCAUACACAGCUCAGGCAGCUGAGAAGACAGUCCCUGGUACUCCUACAGAUGCUAAUGCCAGAGCCUUAUUGGUUUGCAGUGGACCUUUAGAACAUUAUGACUUUCUGAUUAAGCAAGAAGAACUGAGGAAUGAUGAUCAACAAAGAAGAGUUGUGCAGCACCUGCAGAAGUUGCAUGAGCGCCUUAGGGGCUACAGCAUCAGUUCAAAAAAUCUUCUCUCAAAGCUCUUCGCAAAAAACAAACCCCCAAAAGGUCUUUAUGUCUAUGGAGAUGUUGGCACAGGAAAGACAAUGGUGAUGGACAUGUUCUACUCUCACUUAGAAGUAGAAAAGAAGAAGAGAGUCCAUUUUCAUGGCUUCAUGCUAGAUGUACACCAGAGAAUACAUCGCCUUAAGCAGAGCUUGCCAAAAAGAAAGCAAGGAUUUAUGGCCAAAUCAUAUGACCCGAUUGCACCAGUAGCAGAGGAAAUAAGUGAAGAGGCUGCUCUCUUAUGUUUUGAUGAAUUUCAGGUCACUGACAUUGCUGAUGCCAUGAUUCUGAAGCAGCUUUUUGAAAAUCUGUUCCAAAAUGGAGUUGUCGUUGUGGCAACAUCUAACAGGCCACCAGAAGAUCUCUAUAAAAAUGGUCUUCAGAGAGCUAAUUUCGUACCAUUCAUUGCUGUGCUGAAGAAAUACUGCAGCACAGUCCAGCUUGAUUCUGGAAUAGACUACAGGAAACGAGUGCUUCCUGCUGCUGGAAAACUUUACUACCUCACAAGUGAAGCUGAUGUGGAGGCUGUCAUGGAUAAGUUGUUUGAUGAGCUGGCUCAGAAACAAAAUGAUUUAACUAGACCAAGGAUUCUAAAAGUGCAAGGCAGAGAGCUGAGGCUGAAUAAAGCGUGUGGAACCAUUGCAGACUUCACGUUUGAAGAGCUGUGUGACAGACCUCUUGGGGCCAGUGACUAUUUGGAGAUAUCAAAGCAUUUUGACACAGUCUUUGUUCGUGACAUACCACUUCUUACAAUGGCAAAAAGGACACAAGCUCGUCGUUUCAUUACUCUUAUUGAUACCUUUUAUGAGCAUAAGGUGCGUAUUAUUUGUUCUGCAGUGACUCCUCUCCAGAGCUUGUUCCUGGUAGAACAUGACAAUGGUGAGCUAGAGGACAACAGAGUGUUGAUGGAUGAUUUGGACUUGAGCCAGGAUUCUGCCAAAGGACUUUCCAUGUUUACAGGAGAAGAGGAACUCUUUGCCUUUCAGCGUACUGUCUCACGGCUUACAGAAAUGCAAACUGAACAGUACUGGAAAGAUGGGGACAGAAGCAAAAAACCAUUAUAAUUAAAAGUUUAAUAAAAUCACCAAGAAGUAAAACUACAGAAUUGGAAUGCUUUUUAGCACAACUGAAAUAAUAAUUGCACUUUAUCAUCUGGA
Athene cunicularia (burrowing owl) is the source of this 1425-nucleotide messenger RNA. It is a transcript of the gene AFG1L, whose product is annotated as AFG1 like ATPase. The transcript is spliced from 13 exons. Gene Ontology annotation, molecular function: ATP binding; ATP hydrolysis activity. The record is from RefSeq and is a predicted model, not a curated record. Gene Ontology annotation, cellular component: cytoplasm; mitochondrion. NCBI's taxonomy places the organism in Eukaryota, Metazoa, Chordata, Aves, Strigiformes, Strigidae. The coding region runs from base 1 to 1332 and encodes 443 amino acids.